Messenger RNA from Colius striatus (speckled mousebird), 3279 nucleotides. RefSeq names its product leucine rich repeat and sterile alpha motif containing 1 (gene LRSAM1). The record is from RefSeq and is a predicted model, not a curated record. NCBI's taxonomy places the organism in Eukaryota, Metazoa, Chordata, Aves, Coliiformes, Coliidae. Gene Ontology annotation, molecular function: protein binding. The transcript has 26 exons. The coding region runs from base 498 to 2660 and encodes 720 amino acids.
GGGGCGGGCGGGAGGUGCCGCGUCAUGGCGGCCGGGAGCGGUGUCGGGGUCGGUGCUGGCAGCGCUCGGGCCUUCAGGCACAGAUGGGCUCCGAUCUGGCUGAUAAAAGAGUAAAGAAGAGGAGGAUCGAGAGAGAUAGCCUUUGGAAGCCGUGUGGAACAUGGGAGGGGGCCGCUGCUGGGAAUCCCUCAAGAGAAGAAGAAUAGUGACAUUAAGGGAAGGAAAGGACUGAGAGGCAGAGCUGGAGCUGGUGAAGAAGAGAGAUUUGCUUUGGGCAUUGCCAGGAGAAGGUCCCUGACAGGAUCAAGCAGAACCUGGUUAUUACAGGGCUCUUACACCUCUCGUGGCAGCUCUCCAGCACGAAGAGCAAACGUGCUGUGGGAGAAGCACUGUUGUGUAGUCCAGGCUCCCCAGCAAACACAUACUCCAGGAGCCCCCUGCCUUUAUUUACGCUCAGCACCCGUGGCACGGAGACAGAGCUCCGCUUGGAACUGAAGAUGCCGCUUUUCUUCCGGAAGAAGAAGCCCAGCGACGAUGCUCGGAAGCGCCUUGAAUACCAAAUGUGCCUGGCAAAAGAAGCUGGUGCUGAUGAUGUUCUUGACAUUUCCAAAUGUGAACUCUCAGAGGUUCCAUAUGGGGCCUUUGCAACCUGUAAAGUCUUGCAAAAAAAGGUGCUGAUUAUUCAUACAAAUAAUCUGACAUCUUUAGUUCCAAAGUCUUGCAGCCUCCUGAGUCUCAGAACUCUGAAGGUUCUAGACCUGCAUGACAACCAGCUGGCAUCGCUUCCUGCUGAUAUUGGUCAGCUGACAUCUCUUCAGGUCCUAAACCUUGAAAGGAAUAUUUUGAAAUGUCUUCCACAAUCAAUAGGAGACCUUGCCCAGCUCCAGAUGCUCAAUGUGAAAGGUAACAAGCUGCAGGAGCUGCCCGGAACGCUGAGCGGCUGGCGGAGCCUGCGUGUGCUGGACGUCAGCGGCAACGGGCUGCGGGAGCUGCCGCGGGGGCUGGCGCACGUCCGCACGCUGCAGGUGCUGACCUUGGAUGCUUCUUCCAUGACCUACCCAUCACCUGAUAUCUGCAGUGCAGGUACAGAGUCCAUUCAGCAGUUCCUCUGCAAAGAGUGUGGGAUUGCAUACUACCCUCCCUCCCAGUCCCCACUCCCUGCGCUGGAGAGUGAUGGAGGAGGAACAGCAGUGGAUGGGGUGGACAGGGCAGUGCAGAAGUACCUGGAGGAGGAGAGCGAGUGGCAGAACAAAUUCUUGGACUAUGAGAAGAGGAAGGAAAAAAAAAAGCAGGAGAAGCUGGAAUUUGAGCAACGGCUGAACAUGGGGCAAAGAGAACAUGCUCUGCUUGUUCAGCAGAUCAGCUGUCAGAAGGAUGAGAUACUGCAGACAGUGAGAGAGGACCAGAUGAGGCUGGAGGAGGGCCUGACGAAGCACCAGCGCUAUUUGGAGGAGGAGCGCCUGAAGCUGCUGCAGCAGUUGAAGGAAGCAGAGCAAAGCGUUACCAGCCGGAUCCAGAAGCUGCUAGAGGACAACCAGAGGCAAAAGCAAAGUUCAGAUAUUCUGAAAUCCUUGGAGAAUGAGAGAAUAAGGAUGGAGCAGCUGAUGGCAAUAACACAGGAGGAGACAGAGCAUCUACGCAGAAGGGAAGUGGCCUCUGCCAUGCAACAAAUGCUGGCUGAGAGCUACAAGAACAGGCUCAUCCAAAUGACCCACGAGUCUCGUCGGCAGGACCUCGUGAGCCAGGCCUGCUCCAGCCUAGCUGAAAUGGACCAGAAGUUCCAGCAAAUCCUGGCUUGGCAACAGCUGGAUCAGAACAAAGCUGUUAGUCAGAUCUUGCAGCAGAUUGAGAUGCAGAAAGCUGCCUUUGAAGCUCUCCAAGUGAAGAAGGACCUUAUGCACAGGCAGAUCAGGAACCAGAUUAAAUUAAUAGAAACAGAGUUAUUGCAGCUGACACAGCUGGAGUUAAAGAGGCAACAACUGGACACAGAGAUGCUGCAGGGGCUGAUCGCAGAGCAACGCCAGGCACUCGGGUACCUGCUGCAGCAGCUGCUCAAGGAGAAGAAGCAAAGGGAAGAGGAGCUGCAGCAAAUACUGCUGGAAAUGGAGGCAAAGAGUGAGACCAAACAGGAGAACUACUGGCUGAUCCAGUACCAGCGCCUGCUCGACCAGAAGCCCCUGUCCCUGAAGCUCCAGGAGGAGGGUCUGGAGCAGCAGCUGGUGAUGCUGUUGGUGGAGCUCUCUGCUGAGCGGUACCUGCCCCUCUUCACUCACCAUCGCAUCUCCCUGCAGGCACUGGCCACCAUGAGUGCCAGGGACCUGGAGAAGGUCGGCGUGGCAGAGGCAGGGCUGCAGCGAGCCAUCCUGGGGCGGGCUCAGGACAUCCUGGCUGUGGCCAAGACCAUCCCAGAGCUGCUGAGCACAGAGGACACCGAGGUCCCUGCAGCCCCAGAGCCCAGCGCACCCUUGGAGCAGCCCACGGCCCCCACGGCUCCUCUGCUGCAGCCGGAGUGUGUGGUGUGCAUGGAGCAGGAGACACAGAUGGUUUUCCUGCCCUGUGGCCACGUCUGCUGCUGCCAGAGCUGCUCUCAGAAGCUGCACACUUGUCCCCUGUGCCGCAGGGACAUCGCCCAGCGCAUCCGCAUCUUCCCCAGCCCUUAGGCACCCCAGGGCCCUCCCUGCAGGGAACUGGCCCUUCCCAGCACGGCCAGCACUGCCCUGUGCACAGCCCCAGCCUGCCUGCAGCUGCACCCAGCACUCCCUGUCCUCCACAGCCCCUGAUGGCUUCUCAGCCUCAGCCCUUCUCCAUCUGCAGCCUCUCCUCCAGCCCACCCGCUCAGAUCCCCUCUGGGUGCUGGCACAGGCCACCCCUGGGGCCUCUCCUCUCCCACUUAUGGAUUUGCUUUCAGCAUUGCCCCAAUUUGCUGCCCCUGGAGGCCCUGUGCCCAUGCAGCCCCCCAGCACACCGCUGUGCUCCUGCCACCAGCACACUGGCUGGGGGGUGGGUGGGUGAAUCCCCCGUGGGAGGAUGUAGCUGGGAGUCUGUGAUGCUCUGGGCUGCUCCCACAGCAAAGGUGUGGGGCUGCAGUCACAGGGAGUGGGUGCUGGGGCAGAGCAAGGAGCUCCCUCAUUCAUGCUCCUGUUGGAGAGUUGGCAACAGCCCCAGCUGCAGGACUGGAGGGACCCACUCUGGCCAGAGGAUCCCAGUGGGAUCCCUCACCCAGAACCCUGUGCUGGGAGCAGGAAGUGUUGGUGCUGGACAGCAGCAAGUGGGUGUGCU